AUGAAAUGCUGUUCGGAUUCUUGUCAGAAGCUGUGUGUUCAGCCUCCACAAACGAGAGGAUGUGAUGAUAUCCUUUAUGCUGGCUACAGCACUAGUGGUGUUUAUACAAUCAACCCUGACAGAAAAACAGAGUUUGAGGUGUAUUGCGACCUAGAGACGGACAGUGGAGGAUGGGUUGUGUUCCAAAGGCGACAGGAUGCAUCUGUCAGCUUCCACCGUACAUGGAACGACUAUAGAACGGGUUUCGGAGACCUUGGGAAGAAUUUCUGGCUAGGAAAUCACAAAAUUCAUCGGAUCACCGCAGCAAAUGAGAUGUCGCUGCGAAUCGAGCUGGAGGAUUGGAGUGGAAAAAAAGUUUUCGCUCAUUACGACGUGUUCAAGGUAAACAACGAAAAGAACAACUACAAGAUCACCGUCAUUGGUUACAAUGGUACAUCCGGGGAUUCCUUGAGUUACCAUAACAACAUGAUGUUCAGCACCAGAGACAGGGAUAACGACAUGUGGAAGACGGGAAGCUGCUCAAAUGACCUGACUGGGGGAUGGUGGUUUAACGAUUGCCACAACUCAAAUUUGAACGGGCAGUUCAUGGGAAACACAAAAGCUUACAGUGGUAUUGGCUGGGUUCGAUUUAAACAUAACCUCUCCUUAAAGUUUGUGGAAAUGAAGAUGAGAGCUCAGUCCUACCUGAAAGAAAAAGAGGAUGAAAGGCAGAAAUGA
This is a messenger RNA of Pocillopora verrucosa, 717 nucleotides long. The record is from RefSeq and is a predicted model, not a curated record. NCBI's taxonomy places the organism in Eukaryota, Metazoa, Cnidaria, Anthozoa, Scleractinia, Pocilloporidae.